AUGUCGAGUUCCCCGGAGCCUUCCCCCACGUCUGUGGCGGGCGGUGGAAGAACCUUCUCCAUGUCUAGGGACAAAUUCAACAUCGACAUUCCCAACUCUCCUCGACUCACUCUCACCACGAACGGCAACCACGUCAAUGGCGUCAACGGGAAUGGGAAUUUGAACUCGCCAAACCCGCUCAAAUCGCCGAAUGCACGCCGCGUUCAGAGCUUCUCGCGUGACGGCAUUCUUGGAUCCGCCCAGAAAACUAGGAAUCUUUCUCAAUCCUCUGGGGACAGAGAAUCCAUGACAAACGGUCUGAAUCAAACCCGGCAGAACAGUGACGAUGGAAUAAAUCCGUUGAAAAGAAGAAGCACCGAUGCUGGACUCGACUACCCAAGGCGGAGGGCUACCAUUGCUUGCGAGAUAUGUCGUUCUCGCAAGUCAAGAUGCGAUGGAACGAAGCCAAAGUGUAAACUCUGCACAGAGUUGGGAGCAGACUGUAUUUAUCGGGAGCCAGGAAUAAAACUUGAUGCUGGCGACAAGCUUAUCCUGGAGCACCUCACCCGCAUCGAGGGUCUACUCCAAUCCAAUCUGGUCGGCCAAACGAAUGGCCUCGUACUCUCUGCGAAUUCGCCAUCCAUCAAUGGCGCAACAACUAUCAGCAAUGAGGAUAUUAUGAUGCAGAAUAACGUCAAUUUCGUCUCGAUGAUUCCUGCCUCUGGUCUCGGAACCUGGACGUCGGUUGGCACGAAUAUUUCGACUAUGCCAAAAGUGCACACCAAUGCAGCACUACACCUCCUUCAAUGGCCUUUGAUACGAGAUCUGGUGUCGAGACCUUACGAUCCACAAAUUCUACUCCAGCUGGAAAUGGCUCGAGAACCUCUCCCACUUUCCAAGGCCCCAUGUCUGGACCUUUCGAAUACGUCAGCCUAUAUUGAGGCUUUUUUCGCAAAAGUCAAUGUCUGGUAUGCAUGCGUCAACCCAUUCAAUUGGCGAAAUUACUACCGUAUUGCACUUUCGAAUGGAUUUCGCGAGGGGCCGGAGAGUUGCAUUGUGUUGUUGGUACUCGCUCUCGGUCAGGCCAGCUGUAACGGGUCUAUUUCUAGACUCCCACUGGGCGAAGAUCCCCCAGGACUGCCAUAUUUUGCAGCAGCAUGGGCUCUACUCCCUGGCUUGAUGACUCGCAAUUCCGUGCUAUCAGCACAAUGCACGGUCCUGGCUUCGGCAUAUCUUUUCUAUCUGGUCCGGCCCCUGGAAGCUUGGACACUACUUGCAAGUACCAGCACCAAGCUACAACUGCUUCUCUCGGCCCCUGGACGGGUUCCGGCCGCUCAACGGGAGCUCAGCGAACGGGUUUACUGGAACGCUCUUCUCUUUGAGUCCGAUUUACUUGCCGAAAUGGAUCUUCCCCACUCCGGAAUUGUCCAGUACGAAGAGAGUGUCGGGCUCCCUGGCGGAUUCGAGCCCGAAGAUGAAGAAUCUGUGGGACGAGACGACCUCUGGUAUUUCCUCGCGGAAAUUGCUCUACGAAGGCUCCUCAACAGAGUAUCACAACUAAUUUACAGCAAAGAUUCCAUGGCUUCAACACAAAGUCUGGAGCCGGUAGUGGCUGAACUAGACUACCAGCUCACUCAGUGGUACGACAGCUUACCGCUGCCCCUACAAUUCCCGUACUCUCGGUCCAUGUUGAAUGAUCCGGUGCAAACGGUGCUCAGACUGCGGUAUUUUGCGUGUAAGACAAUCAUUUACCGACCAUAUAUUCUGGCUGUGCUGGAUAAUGAGCAGGCGGCGAUGGAUCCGAGUGUGAGGGAGAACUGUCGGAAGUGUCUCGAGGCAAGCAUCAGACAGUUGGAGCACAUCACUGCCCACCAUGCUGGACACAUGCCUUACCUUUGGCAAGGAGCCCUCUCCAUCGUCAGCCAGACCCUCCUUGUCAUGGGCGCAACAAUGUCGGUGUCACUUUCCUCCAUCCUCGCCACCUUGGUCCCAAGUCUCGACACCAUAGACGCAAUUAUCAAUGGUGUUAUCUUAGAGAUCGAGCUGUACGCACACCUUGCGCCAUCCAUCAGCCUCUCGAGCGAGAUUCUCAGGGAAGCAGAGAUGCGACGUCGGACUUUCUUAGGUGGAUAA
Molecule: messenger RNA, 2112 nt
Organism: Hyaloscypha bicolor E
Lineage: Eukaryota; Fungi; Ascomycota; Leotiomycetes; Helotiales; Hyaloscyphaceae
Exons: 3
Coding region: 1-2112 (703 amino acids)
Biological process (GO): regulation of DNA-templated transcription
Molecular function (GO): DNA-binding transcription factor activity, RNA polymerase II-specific; zinc ion binding
Source: RefSeq, a predicted model, not a curated record